This is a messenger RNA of Brenthis ino (lesser marbled fritillary), 705 nucleotides long. Lineage: Eukaryota; Metazoa; Arthropoda; Insecta; Lepidoptera; Nymphalidae. The record is from the annotation of a GenBank genome assembly.
AUGAUUCGUGAUCCGCCGGCCAUGCACAAGCCCGACAAUUCUAAUAGUCAACAAGAAGAGAACAAGUAUGCGCUCAGUGGCGUCGGCAACAACCCGGGGGGCGCGAGGCUGUGCGCUCAGUGUGGGAAGGUCAUCACGGAGAGGUUCUUACUGAAAGCUAUGGAACGCUUUUGGCACGAGGACUGUCUCAAGUGCGGUUGCUGUGACUGCCGCCUUGGCGAGGUCGGCUCCAAAUUGUACUAUAAAGCCGACCUUAUGCUCUGUAAGAGAGAUUAUCUUAGGUUAUUUGGAGCCACAGGCAACUGUGUGGCGUGCAACAAAGUCAUUCCCGCUUUCGAAAUGGUUAUGCGAGCAAAGAGUUUCGUUUACCACUUAGAAUGCUUUGCUUGUCAACAGUGCAAUCACAGGUUUUGUGUGGGCGACAGAUUCUAUCUCUGUGACAACAAGAUACUCUGCGAAUAUGAUUACGAGGAGAGGCUGGUUUUUGCCAGCAUGGCGGCUAACCCCAGCGGCUUAGCGCAUAUCAGAAGACAAGUUAGCGGACUACAGUCGCCAAGCAGCGGAUAUGUUGGGGGAGCGAGCGGUUGCGCGGGCGGGGCUGUGGGCCCAUUAGCAGAUAAGGAUAAUGGAGGCUGCGCUGGCGCAGACGACGCGUCCAGCGGAUACGGCAGCCCACCUGAUCCCGACGUGUGCGAUGCUGCGCGA